CUGAGACCACUGUCUGCACACAGGCGUGUAGUGUGUGUCUGUGUGUGUGUGUGAGAGAGAGAGAGUGAGUGACUGCAUUUAUGUGUGUGUGUGUGUACAUAUGUGUGUAGUGUAAAAAAAAAACAUGUCUGACAAGCCAGUCUGUGUUGCCGACUUUGAGUUGCACGCGAGGAGAACGCUCCCCAAGGCGGUGUUCGACUACUAUGUCUCCGGGGCAGACGAACAGGAAACUCUGAGUGACAAUGUGGCCGCCUUCUCCAGGUGGAGGUUCUUCCCCAGGGUUCUGCGUGACGUGUCUGCGGUGGACCUGUCUACAGAGGUCCUGGGCCAGACCGUGAGCAUGCCCAUAUGUGUAGCCGCCACCGCCAUGCAGAGAAUGGCUCACCCAGAGGGGGAGACCGCCACCGUCAGAGCCUGCCACAGCGCUGGCGUGGGUAUGAUGCUCAGCUCCUGGGCCACCUCCACAAUCGAGGAGGUGUCGCUAGCCAGCCCGGACUGCGUGCGUUGGCUGCAGCUGUACAUUUACAAGGACCGGGCGCUGACUCAGACGCUGGUGCGCCGGGCCGAGGAGGCCGGGUAUAAGGGCAUCUUUGUCACCGUGGACACACCUUACCUUGGCAAGCGGCGCAAUGACGUGCGCAACCGAUUUAAGCUGCCCUCUCAUUUGAGGAUGUCCAAUUUCGACUCCCCAGAUUUAGCCUUCUCAGCCAAGGAGGGCUAUGGGGAGGACAGUGGGCUGGCGGUGUACGUGGCCCAGGCCAUCGACCCCACCCUACGCUGGGAGCACAUCGCCUGGCUCAAGAGCAUCACUAGCCUGCCCGUGGUGGUCAAGGGAGUCUUGCGAGCUGAGGAUGCCGUGGAGGCGGUGAGGUAUGGAGUGGAUGGCAUACUAGUGUCCAAUCACGGAGCAAGACAGCUAGAUGGAGUAUCUGCCACUUUGGAUGCUCUGCCGGAGAUAGUGGAGGCGGUGGGUGAUCAUGUGGAGGUGUACCUGGACGGAGGCGUGCGCCGCGGUACAGACGUGCUGAAGGCUCUGGCUCUGGGAGCCAAGGCUGUGUUCCUUGGGAGACCCGUCCUCUGGGGUCUAGCCUACGAGGGAGAGCAGGGUGUUGGUGAGGUGCUCCAGCUGAUGAGAGAGGAGUUCCGCCUGGCUAUGGCACUCGCAGGAUGCCGAUCACUGAAGGAAAUUAAUAAAUCUUUAGUCAGAAGAGUUGAGUUUAUGUCAAGGAUUUGAAGUUUGCCAGAUUCACACAAUUAAACAACAAGAGCCAGAGCCCUGCAGGCCGCCCACCACUGCUGUCUUUGCAAAGCAGAACCAAGUUGGAACAAUACCAGAUCUGUUGGUCUGACCAUCUUCGAGGACAGAGAUCUGAUGCGAUCUGACCUUCUACCUGUAAAAACCUAAAGUAAAUGGGACCAUAGCUUUUUUAUCAUGUAUGUUUUUUUCAUGUGUUUGUCCCCUGUCAGAGUUGAAGUCCCUAAUGCCUUGACAAUGUAACUUCAUACAAAUAGGAAUGAAAAAUACUGGAAAGUAAAGGAACCAAAUGGUCACCAGAGGAUGUUUAAAGAAGGAAACUCACAUUUUUGUGUUUUAUUUUAACUGCUUGUUGCCAAUCCUAUAGGCCUAACUACAGAGAAAACCAAUCAGUGCAAUACAUUGUAAGCUGUUGAGGAAGACACAAUAAAGUGUUUUUGACCCUG
Molecule: messenger RNA, 1701 nt
Organism: Engraulis encrasicolus (European anchovy)
Lineage: Eukaryota; Metazoa; Chordata; Actinopteri; Clupeiformes; Engraulidae
Gene: hao1
Product: hydroxyacid oxidase (glycolate oxidase) 1
Exons: 8
Coding region: 125-1234 (369 amino acids)
Biological process (GO): fatty acid alpha-oxidation
Cellular component (GO): peroxisome
Molecular function (GO): oxidoreductase activity; FMN binding
Source: RefSeq, a predicted model, not a curated record